GGACGACCCCACCACGCGCCUCGGCACCUCUUCGCCGGCACCUAAGCAUCUCACAGACGCAGAGCCUUACGAACUUCAUCACUACGAUCCCGCUCCUUCGCCUCAACCCGGCGCUAACUACUCAUCUCCACCUGUCUCGGGCGACCUCUGGUCAAACGGUCAGCAGCAACAGUACGCAGACUACUCUCAGCAACUUGCAUAUACUUCAUCCUACGUCGGGUCCUACCCUGGGUCUGAGUACUCGAACGACUUUGGUGGUCGCUCAUUCGACGUAUCUGACGACGAGUUCAUGUUCGGCCCCCCUAGGAACGUAGACGACGACGCUUCCUCCCAGCACCCAGGCGACGAGUACGACCCUGCUGCAUACGACGCUCCCCUUCAUAGCGCAGCGCUCAGCGUGGCUUCAGACGGCACACAGAGCAUUUUCGAAAUUCAGCAGCAAUCCCUGGCAGCAUUCGCCAAUCCCCAAGAUUACAGCGGCUACCAACCCGGAACGGGUGGUUCCCCAGCUUCCUCAGCGCGUGCACGCUCGCGGGCCUCUUCUGUCUCCUCUUUUCACGGUCAAUCCCCCAGCCUAGCUGCCGCCCAACCCCCGAAUCCCAUCUCUGACUUUUCCGCGCUCUCUUUCAACCACCCCGCAUCUCCUUUUGUCCGCCCGCCCCCGACCCCUCCCAUGCAGCGCUCCGUCUCACCGUUCGUUGGGAUAUCUGAGCCGUCUCCACCUCCCCAUCUUAUGCCUCAGAGUCCGGGAUUGAAACCCCAGAGCCCCCCGCAGCUGAUGAUCCCUGAUGGUACACCAGGUGGCGCUUCUCUUGCACCUCCUCCCCACGCACAUACCAACAAUGGUCUCCUCGCCGUCGGAGGUCCCCAAAUCAACUUGACGCCUGCUACGCCUAUCAGCGCGCUUACUGCAAAGCCGGGUGACAAUCAGCGCGGAUUCCAAGAUAUUCUACGGGAUAUCACGACUGGUCGGGGACCUACAUCUCAGCAAGGACAGCGGUUCACCAAUCAAGCUAACCCACAACAUCCCGUUUGGCCUCCUCCUGCAUCCCAGCACGCCCAACCACCACUUCUGCCAUCCCUUCCACCCUUUGGCGCCCAGUUUGGUAACUACGCCUACGCUCCACGCGUUCGUUCAAAAUCUGAGACCAUGAAUGGUCGUCCCCAGUUCGCUGGUCCACCCCCUGCCGGGUGGGAAUGUGCACAGGGGAUGGGGAUGCCUCCCCAGCAACCUCAGCAGCCAACAACCAUGGACCCAUCAAUCCUCCUCCCUGGCUCCUCCCAAUCUCAACAAGGGAUGAUGGGUGGCUACGGGCAGCCAACAGCGUUCUUCCCUGAUCAGCAAGGGAUGCCGAUGGGUGGCAUGGCCGGCCAAGGUCACCGCCGUACAGGAUCGAUGUCGGGCUCCCAGCCACCAAUGGGGUUCAUGCCAGGGCAUCAGCGCCAAUCUCGCUCACUCGGUGGCAGCCCCAAUAUGAUCCCUCAAAAUCUCGGUGGCAUGCAAGGUUACCUUCCUACCAUCAACCCAAAUGACGGCACCCUUCUCCCCCCAAUGAUGCGUGAGGCAUCUAUGGGUCCUGACCGGCGCGGCAGGAGACUCUCGCAUGGCUCAGGUGCAUCUACUCCCUAUUCUCGCAGUCCCAGCCCAGGAGCCUCGCGUCCGCUGAGGGAUAUGGUUACCACACCUGCGACAGCUGCUGCCUCUCAAGGCAGACGAACAACCAAGGCAACCUUCAUUUGCCCCAUUCCUGGUUGCGGGAGCACCUUCACCCGGUCGUUUAACCUCAAAGGGCAUUUGCGAAGCCAUAACGAGGAGCGGCCAUUUAAGUGCCAUUGGCCUGGGUGCGAAAAGGGCUUUGCCCGCCAACACGACUGCAAGCGACAUGAGGCGCUCCAUUUGAACAUCCGGCCAUUUACUUGCGAGGGAUGUGGACGCAAUUUCGCCAGGAUGGACGCCCUAAAUCGUCAUUUGCGUAGUGAAGGCGGGAACGAGUGUGCAAAGACUCAGCAGCCGCUCACAGAAGAGAGCGUAGCUGCUGCUGUUGCCGCUGCAGGGUUGGAGGGCCUGCCUAGUGUAGGGCAAAUAGAGGGUGCGCUGGACGACUCGGACGCUGUGCCCAUGACUGCCCCGUCACUUGAAGGUGAUAUGGAAAACCUCAGCAAGGCAUUGGUCAUGUAACCUCUGCCUGUGCCUUGUCCUUUUCCCUUUGUGGUUGGUGCUGGUGUUCGUGUAAUAGACGACCGCUGAUGAACGCCCUGUUAUGUUACUGUCUGCUUCCCGUUAUUUCCUAGCGUGUGUGCAUGUGUUCACAUCCUACAUACCCUUGGACAAUUCUCCUUUCUAGCGUUCGGCUCCUCGCCUCGUAUUUAAUGCGACGUGUACUUUCUCGCUCUGCACUGCACUUAGUUCAUACAAAACAGCUGUAUAGUGUAGUAAAUAACUUACGCUUGAAUAACUCCCUUACGUGCG
Messenger RNA from Dacryopinax primogenitus, 2470 nucleotides. RefSeq lists its product as uncharacterized. The record is from RefSeq and is a predicted model, not a curated record. The transcript has 2 exons. Lineage: Eukaryota; Fungi; Basidiomycota; Dacrymycetes; Dacrymycetales; Dacrymycetaceae. The coding region runs from base 290 to 2179 and encodes 629 amino acids. Gene Ontology annotation, biological process: regulation of transcription by RNA polymerase II. Gene Ontology annotation, molecular function: DNA-binding transcription factor activity, RNA polymerase II-specific; RNA polymerase II cis-regulatory region sequence-specific DNA binding.